AUGGCCGAUUUAGGGGGUCAGCAAGGCCGGAACUACCGGCCUUACGGGCAUCCCUCCGCUUUUCAACGUGAUGCUGCAUUUUCCGAGAUUUUCGGCGGAGCACCGGGACGCUCGCAGACGAUGACCUCCCAGACUCCCCAGUUCUCUCAAGAUCGGGCCCAUACCAUGUCUUCACACGUGCCCCAUCCGCAAAUGCAGAGGGGUCCGCCACCACCCGCGCGCCAGAUGCAGAAUGGAUACCCCCCGGGCACCCCCAACGGUUAUUAUCAACCGUACGGCGGAAGCGCAGCUACAAUGACCUCCCAGCACCCUUCCCAGAAUCCUCCCCGACCCUAUCCCGGGCGCUCUGCUUACCCUCAGCCGCAGAGGCUUGAUUCGAGGCCGAACCAUGGGCCACAAUAUCCGGAUGCAAAGGGUUAUGCUCGACAAGUGCCCCACCCGGCCCUCAACUCCGACGCUUACAGAUCAAGGUCAAUGGCAAGAUUGGGAGGGCCACCGAUAUAUCAGCCACCAUCCAGUGGCUUCAACCACACCUCGGCAACCUAUUCCCGUCAACAGCCCUAUAAUCCAGGCGCCGCCCCUAUGACACCUCAGGGACGUGUGGUUCCGGAGAGGAAUCAGAACGAGCGCUCCAUGUCAUUGACCACUUACUCCACUGACCGCGACCACGCUCAUACAACACAAACUGGACGGGUCAUUCCUCCCAGGCGACAGCCUUCCGGCCCUAGCCCACCCCCGGAAGCUUCGUAUCCAGCGGACGUGAUUAAUGCGUAUGAGGUCAACGGAAAGUCUCGUCCCCCUAGCGAUGGUUCCAUGAACUCCCGCACCAUGUCCAUGGCAUCCACUGUUGUUCCGGAUCGUACUAUGAGCAUGCAAAGUCAAAUUGCUCCGAAACCUAGUAACACGUCGACUCUUGUCCCAAGCAAUUCCCGUCGGAGUAAGGUACCGCUAGUUUACCCAGCCCUGCUUUCGAAAGUGGCCGAUGUCUUCCGUGAGAGGAUUACGCUCGCUGAACGGCAAAAGAACGGAUUGUCGUAUCAGAAUGCGUUCUCCGGUGCAGAGGCGGUCGAUUUGAUCGCCUACAUCAUCAAGACUAUGGAUCGCAAUUUGGCUCUGCUGCUGGGACGCGCUUUGGAUGCGCAGAAGUUCUUCCACGAUGUGACAUAUGACCACCGUCUGCGAGAUGCUCCCGGUGAGCUUUACCAGUUCAAAGAAACCAUGGGGGAGGAAGCGCCCAGUUCGGAGGUAAAUGGAGUGUUCACGCUAUUGACUGAAUGCUACUCGCCGACUUGCACUCGCGACAGCUUAUGCUACUCGAUUGCCUGUCCUAGGAGGCUAGAACAGCAAGCUAGAUUGAACCUCAAGCCACAACCGGGACUCCGUUCGUCUGCCUCCAAGGGCAGUUUGCACGGAGACGAUGAUGAUAAUGAUAACCAGAAGUUGUGGAUUAAUAUGGUCCCUAAGGAGAUUUCUGAUGGCAUUGACGACCGCGAGAAGAAACGCCAGGAGAUCAUUUUCGAGAUUAUGUACACCGAGCGCGACUUCGUCAAGGACCUCGAGUAUCUACGAGACUUCUGGAUGAGGCCACUGCGUUCGGCAGGCAAUGCUAAUCUUUCGCCAAUUCCUGAGCAUCGACGGGAGAAGUUCAUUCGCACGGUAUUCGGAAACUGCUUGGAAGUCUUGAAGGUCAACGGCGGACUAUGUGAGGCUCUGAACGCACGCCAGAAGGAGAAUCACGUCGUUAAGACAGUCGGCGAUAUCUUCCUGCAACACGUGCCACGCUUUGAUCCAUUCAUCAAGUACGGUGCAAAUCAGCUCUACGGAAAGUACGAGUUCGAGAAAGAAAAGGCAUCAAACCCGGCUUUUGCGAGGUUCGUUGAGGAAACAGAACGUCUCAAAGAGUCACGGAAGCUGGAAUUGAACGGUUACCUGACCAAGCCCACCACUCGUCUGGCAAGGUACCCCUUGCUUCUGGAGCAGGUUGCCAAGAACACGGCGGACGAUAAUCCUGACAAGCAAGACAUUCCCAAGGCUAUCAAGCUCAUCAAAGAUUUCCUGUCCCGCGUCAAUGCUGAGAGUGGAAGGGCUGAGAACCACUUCAAUCUUGUGCAGCUCAAUUCAGCCUUGAAGUUUCCCCCGGGCGAAUAUGUCGAUCUGAAGCUGACGGAAGAGAACCGUCAGAUGCUGACGAAGAUGGCUUUCAAGAAAACGCCAACUGACAGUUCUGAAGUUACUGCAUACCUUUUCGAUCAUGCGGUUCUCCUGGUGAGAAUCAAGAUCGUGAACAAGCGAGAAGAGUACCGAGUUUAUCGGAAGCCCAUCCCUCUCGAGCUUCUGGUCAUUGCUCAAAUGGACGAGGUGAUCCCUAGGGUUGGUGUCGCUAAGAGGCCCUCCUCUAGUCUGCUCUCCAACAAGGCUGCUGCAAACCCGCCCACGACUAAAGAUGGCCUUCCCAUCACUUUCAGGCAUCUUGGUAAGGGGGGAUAUGAGCAGACUCUGUACGCCACUUCUCCUACGCAAAGAAGGAAAUUCAUCGAGAUGGUGGAAGAGCAACAACGGAAACUUAGGGAGCGGAACAGCAACUUCUAUAAUAAGACUGUCCUUUGCGAGAAGUUCUUUACCUCUGUCAACCGGGUGAAUUGCCUUGUUCCGGUUGACGGUGGCAGGAAGCUCGUCUAUGGUACGGACAGCGGCAUUUACUUGUCUGAGCGUUGGCCUAAGGAUAAAUCGGCUAGGCCUAGACGAGUUCUUGACGUGAGCCAGGUUACGCAAAUGGACACCUUGGAAGAGUAUCAACUACUCUUGGUCCUGUCGAAUAAGACGCUCUCAUCCUACCCAAUGGAGGCCUUGGAAAUUAGCGAAAGUCAGAACACAGUCGCAAAGCGUCCCAAAAAGAUCCAGGGACAUGCCAACUUCUUCAAGGCAGGUAUUGGACUGGGUCGUCAUUUGGUGUGCUCCGUCAAGACUUCGGCUCUGUCCACAACGAUCAAGGUCUACGAGCCUAUGGAUAAUUUGGCGAAAGGCAAGAAGAAGUCUGCGGUCAGCAAGAUGUUCCAGAGCGGCCAGGACAGCCUGAAGCUCUUCAAGGAAUUCUACAUCCCCGCCGAAUCGUCGUCGAUACAUUUCCUCCGUUCCACCCUUUGCGUUGGCUGUGCACGUGGUUUCGAAGUUGUGAGUCUGGAAACAACUGAGACUCAGUCACUUCUGGAUCAGGCCGACACCUCGCUCGACUUCGUUGCACGCAAGGAGAACGUCAAGCCGAUCCAUAUCGAGCGUAUGAAUGGAGAGUUCCUGCUCAACUACAGUGACUUUUCUUUCUUUGUCAACCGCAAUGGUUGGCGCGCACGCCCAGACUGGAAGAUUUCAUGGGAAGGUAAUCCUAACGCUUUCGCCCUCUCGUACCCUUACAUUCUUGCUUUCGAACCAAAUUUCAUUGAGAUCCGGCACAUUGAGACGAGUGAAUUGGUCCAUAUCAUGACCGGAAAGAACAUCCGCAUGUUGCAUUCUUCCACACGAGAGAUUCUGUAUGCCUACGAAGAUGAAUCGGGCGAGGACGUGGUAGCCAGCUUGGAUUUCUGGAACAAGCCGCAACACUAG
Molecule: messenger RNA, 3597 nt
Organism: Aspergillus niger
Lineage: Eukaryota; Fungi; Ascomycota; Eurotiomycetes; Eurotiales; Aspergillaceae
Exons: 4
Coding region: 1-3597 (1198 amino acids)
Biological process (GO): intracellular signal transduction
Molecular function (GO): guanyl-nucleotide exchange factor activity
Source: RefSeq, a predicted model, not a curated record